CUCAAUCAACGGUCAGUACCAUUCUACUAGAACCUUCUCUUUCUUCUCUCGCCUAUAUCAUCGCCCUCAUCUCCCCAAGUGAGCGUGUGCCCUGCUCGUGCUACCGAUUGGAAACCUAAUCUCUCUUUUACCAUAUUAUUUCACUGCGUCUUCUUCCAAGAAACGUGCAACAAGAUGACCAAGUGUUACCCGACUAUUAGCGCUGAAUACCAAAAGGCCGUUGAGAAAUGCAAGAGGAAGCUCAGAGGUUUCAUUGCCGAUAAGAAGUGUGCUCCUCUCAUGCUCCGUAUCGCAUGGCACUCAGCUGGUACUUUUGAUGUGAAGACAAAGACUGGCGGUCCAUUCGGGACUAUGAAGCAUCCUGCUGAGUUGGCUCACGGCGCAAACAAUGGUCUCGAUAUUGCCGUUAGGCUUUUGGAGCCUAUCAAGGAGCAGUUCCCUAUCCUCAGCUAUGGUGACUUCUAUCAGUUGGCCGGUGUUGUUGCUGUUGAAGUCACUGGUGGGCCUGAAAUCCCCUUCCACCCUGGAAGAGAGGACAAGCCUGAGCCACCUCCGGAAGGACGUCUUCCUGAUGCCACCAAGGGCUCUGAUCACUUGAGGGAGGUUUUUGGCACCAUGGGCCUCUCUGACCAGGACAUUGUUGCUCUCUCUGGUGGUCACACCCUGGGUCGGUGUCACAAGGAGAGGUCUGGAUUUGAGGGAGCUUGGACUACUAACCCUCUCAUCUUUGACAACUCUUACUUCAAGUUACUCUUGGAAGGAGAAAGGGAUGACCUUCUGCAAUUGCCUUCUGACAAGGCCCUUCUGACUGAUACUGUUUUCCGUCCAUUGGUCGAUAAAUAUGCGGCGGAUGAGGAUGCAUUCUUUGCUGAUUACGCUGAAGCCCAUCUCAAGCUCUCUGAACUCGGAUUUGCGGAGGCAUAAGAGAGGGGGGAUGACGGCAACCAGCUGAUGGUAUGACGCGUGGCUUUGACGUUCGAAUGUUUUUUAUUUCUCACAAGAGUUGAUGGUUGUGUUUUGAAAAAGAAGUUGGUUAGAAUGUUAUGGUUCUAGUUUCGAUUAAUAAUAAAAAAUAUAUAUUGGACUUGAGAUA
Messenger RNA from Mangifera indica (mango), 1093 nucleotides. RefSeq names its product L-ascorbate peroxidase, cytosolic. The transcript has 10 exons. Bases 175 to 924 code for a protein of 249 amino acids. The record is from RefSeq and is a predicted model, not a curated record. NCBI's taxonomy places the organism in Eukaryota, Viridiplantae, Streptophyta, Magnoliopsida, Sapindales, Anacardiaceae. Gene Ontology annotation, molecular function: peroxidase activity; heme binding. Gene Ontology annotation, biological process: hydrogen peroxide catabolic process; cellular response to oxidative stress; response to reactive oxygen species.